Molecule: messenger RNA, 1035 nt
Organism: Microthlaspi erraticum
Lineage: Eukaryota; Viridiplantae; Streptophyta; Magnoliopsida; Brassicales; Brassicaceae
Source: the annotation of a GenBank genome assembly
AUGGAGUCUCUCGGCAAGCUACAGCUCAAUCAACAGCCAAUUCACCUCUCUCUCACUCACCUCUCUUCAUCAUUCCCCCAAAAUCCUUCAUCGCUUUCUUUCAGAUCCUUGCACCGAUCAACUUCGUCUCUCAAAUGCGCUUCCAUCAGAGCUUCGUCAUCAAAGUCCCAACCCCCGAGAAUCCCAGUUUCGCAAUCACUUCCUUCCCGUCUCCUCAAAUCCACCUGCGUCACAUUCACCGCUGCAGCAGCGCUGUUCUUCGUGAAUCUCCAGAUCAAACCUCCGCCGGCGAUUGCAGCUCCUCUGUCGGCGACGCCGUCGGUGGAAUCUCUUAGAGAGAGUAACGGAGACGUUUCGUUUGAAGAUCAGGAGAGAUCGCUCGAAGAGCAUCUCGCUUCUCACCCUGAAGAUGCGGAGGCUCUAAGGUCGUUGAUGGAGGUAAGGAUCAAAUCUAAGAAGCUUCUAGAAGCGAUAGAGGUGAUCAAUCAAUUGAUAGAACUAGAACCUGAAGAGAAAGAGUGGCCAAUGUUGAAAGCCAAUAUCUUUAGUCACAGUGGAGAUUCAGAGUCUGCGAAAAACGGAUUUGAAGAGAUUUUAACCAAGGAUCCGCUUUGCGUUGAGGCUUAUCACGGACUGCUUUUGGCGUAUUCCGAAUCAGGUUCCGAUUUGAGUUUGGUGGAGAAGAGGAUUGGGGAGGCGAUGGAGAAAUGCAAGAGAGAGAAGAAUCGUAAGGACUUGAGGGAUUUCAAGCUGCUAGUGGCUCAGAUUCGGGUUAUUGAAGGGAAGCAUAACGAAGCGUUGAAGCUGUAUCAGGAGCUUGUGAAGGAAGAGCCGAGAGAUUUCAGGCCUUAUCUGUGCCAAGGGAUCAUAUACACGGUUUUGAAGAAGCAAGAUGAGGCGGAGAAACAGUUUGAGAAGUUUAGGAAACUUGUGCCGAGGAACCAUCCUUACAGAGAGUAUUUUAUGGAUAAUAUGGUUGCAACGAAGCUCUUUGCAGAGAAGGCGCAGCGAGAGAUGACUGGAUCCAAGAGUUGA